Molecule: messenger RNA, 1182 nt
Organism: Benincasa hispida (wax gourd)
Lineage: Eukaryota; Viridiplantae; Streptophyta; Magnoliopsida; Cucurbitales; Cucurbitaceae
Source: RefSeq, a predicted model, not a curated record
AUGUCUUUGUCAUUGGGUUAUCAAACCUCACAAGUACCACGGAAAGGUGAGAAACUAACCUGCAAACUUAACAAAUCUACAUAUAGGCUGAAACAAGCCUCAAGACAAUGGUUUCUCAAGUUUACAGCUGCUCUAUCUUCACAUGGCUUUCAUCAAUCCAAGUCUGAUUAUUCUCUUUUUACCCGAGGACAUGGACAUGAUUUUGUAGCAUUGUUGGUAUAUGUAGAUGACAUAUUACUAACCGGACCAUCCCCUCAGAUAAUCAGCUCAGUCAAAGAAGUCCUCAAAGGACAUUUCAAACUCAAGGAUUUAGGCUAUGCGAAAUAUUUUCUGGGAUUAGAAUUAUCCAGAUCUCAACAAGGGAUCAUGAUUUCCCAAAGAAAAUAUUGUCUUCAAAUACUUGAGGAUACUGGAUUUCUUGAAGCUAAACCAGUUACAACUCCUAUGGAUCCCAAUUUGAAACUAUCAAAAAAUGAAGGAGAGUUUCUAAAGGCAGAUGACAUCACAUGUUAUAGGAGACUGAUUUGCAGGCUUAUAUAUCUUCAAAUAUCUCAGCCAGACAUAUGCUUUGCUAUUCAUCGGCUAAGCCAAUUCAUCCACAGCCCCACUAAAGUUCAAUUAAAUGCAGCUCAUCACUUACUCAGGUACCUAAAACAGUCUCCUGGACAAGGCAUUUUAAUCAGCCCUAUCACUUCCUUUCAUUUAAAAGCCUUUGUGGAUGUUGAUUGGGGAUCAUGUCCUGAUACUAGAAGAUCCAUUACUGGUUUCUGCAUAUUCCUAGGGGCAUUUAUCAUAUCAUGGAAAUCAAAGAAACAAGCCACCGUUUCUAGAUCUUCUGCAGAAGCGGAGUACAGGGCAUUAGCCUCAGUUACUAGUGAAUUGAUGUGGAUCUCUCAACUCCUCAAAGAUCUUCAAGUUAAGAUCCUAAUGCCCACUACUAUAUUCUGUGACAAUCAAGCUGUUAUUGUCAUUGCCUCUAAUCCAAUGUUUCAUGAGAGGACAAAACACAUAGAAAUUGAUUAUCAUUUUGUUCAGGACAAGAUAGCUUAUGGGUUCCUUAAGGUUCUCCCUAUCCAAUCUAGUCAACAACUCGCAGACAUGUUCACUAAAGCAUUGCUUACAUCUGUUUUGUCUAAACUAGUAUCCAAGUUGGGCAUCAUUGACAUUCAUCAUCCAACUUGA